AUGAUUGGAAAAAACGAUACUUUACGUCAAGAGGAUCCACCUAAUGCUGGCAAAAUUCAUUUUGUGACAAUAAUUUCACCUAUUUAUUUUGUUGUUUUCGUUCUUUUAGCUCAAUUUGUACUUCUCAAUAUUGUCGUCGCUGAUUCAAAUAAGGUGAUAGGUGAUGAUGCUGAAAUGUAUGAAGAAAUUGAACAACAACUUGAAUCUGAUGUACAUAAUGAAAAUUAUGCUGAACAAUCAUUACUAGACGUGAACACAGUUCAUGUAGAAGACAAAGUAAAAAUUAAAAUGUUUUAA
Messenger RNA from Rotaria sp. Silwood2, 297 nucleotides. The record is from the annotation of a GenBank genome assembly. NCBI's taxonomy places the organism in Eukaryota, Metazoa, Rotifera, Eurotatoria, Philodinida, Philodinidae.